AAGAAAGCACAGGAUUAGCAAAUCCUUUUUACCAGACUCUCCUCUUGUCUCUCACGCGCGCAUACAGUGAGUCUGGAGCCCUAACGAAGAGUCUUCAUAGCAUUUUUCGCGUCGUUUUUGCUUUACCGUUUCGAUAUUGAUUUCGCUAACGAUCGCUUGUCCGACGACGUUUUUCAGAUUGCGUUUGAGUUCGAGGGAAAAGGUGAAUGGAUGCCUCAAUUGGGUCUCAUCAGCAGGAGCCUAUCUCCCAACAAAGGAAUCCUGGGCAUGUAAAUGAUAAGUAUGGGUUGGGUGUUGACUCUGUCAAAGAAGUUGCUUCUAUUUCAAGCUUAGAGGCUAAGCCUGAAGAUUCUGGUAUGAAUGCUCGGGUGGAAGCUUUGUGGGAGCAAAUGAAUAAGCAAAUACAUAAUAAAACUGCCAAACCCUUUGCAGACAAGCGUCAUUCAACUGUGAAUAUAACUGCAGAGAAGAAGUCUGAUGUGAGGAGUUGGAUGAGAUAUUUGGGCCUGGUGCCUAAGGAGGCAACAUCCUCUGGGCAGGAGAGACAACAGCAAGGAACUGGUGUGAUUCAAAAUGACACCAGUGAUGAAGAGAACAAAGUUACUACCUUGUGGGAGCAAAUGAAUAGAGGAGUAUCUAAUAAGACUAUCAAAUCAUCUUCAAAUAAGAUUGGUCCAACUGUAGAUAUACCUUCAGAAAGACGAUCUGAUAAUUGGAGGUCAUAUCUCGGCCUGGCCCCCAAGAGAGAUAGAACCCUUGAGCAAGAUGCAUUGCAGAAUGGAACAAGUGAUGUGCAGAAUGGCACCAGUGAUGAGGCCAAGAGACUUGCUGCUGCUGCUCUUGCAGCAGUUAAGGAUGCUGCACUGGCUACGUCAAAUAGGGGUAAAGUUGAGAUUACAGAGGUUCGGGACUUUGCAGGACAAGAAGUUGAAUACAAGAAGCUUGUUGAUGUGGACUCAAGGGAAGCAUUUGAAAAGACCAAAGCUCCUGCACCAUCUGCUGUUGAUGCUGUUUUAGAGCAAAUCAAGAAGAAGCAAAAGCUCAGUGUCCUUGACAAGACGAAGAAGGAUUGGGGAGAAUACAAGGAGAACAAGGGAGUGGAAGAGGAGUUAGACGCUUACAAGAAGAGCUCAAACCAGUACCUGGAAAAGGUAUCCUUCUUGCAACGAGCAGAUGUCCGAGAAUUUGAGAGGGAGAGAGAUGCACGGUUGGCUCAACAAGCCAGGAGGAGACCAGACAUGCGGGAGGAUCCAUGAAUUUGUGAUUGUCCUGGAGUGCUAUCUCAAUGCAUGGAGAUAUUGGGAAGGCCAGAAAAUUUAGAAAGGAAAAGAAAAACCUUGUAGGCAUCUGUUUAAGUACCUCAGGCAAGUCUUUGGCAUCGAUCGGGAUAUGGUGAAUCAGUGUUGUGAUUGAGAACUUCCUCAGUAUGCAUCUUGUCGACGUGCAGUCCAGCUACAUAGGAAGAGAGGAGGAUUAUCUGAAGUGUACCUUUUGGUCGUCUCUGCUUGUGCUUGUCGUCCAGUAGAUCCAGUUUUUUUCCUUGUUUGUAGACCUUUUCUAUUCUUUAGUAAUAUUUACCUGAUGUGGCCUGGCUACAUGGGCACGAGGGAUCAUUAGGUAUUAAUCCCGUCGAUAUAUUGGUCCGGAUGAAUGAAUAGUUUAUUAGCAAAAAAAACUGGUAAUUGAACUCCAAA
This is a messenger RNA of Tripterygium wilfordii, 1694 nucleotides long. RefSeq names its product craniofacial development protein 1-like. The transcript has 7 exons. Lineage: Eukaryota; Viridiplantae; Streptophyta; Magnoliopsida; Celastrales; Celastraceae. The record is from RefSeq and is a predicted model, not a curated record. Bases 207 to 1256 code for a protein of 349 amino acids.